AUGUCCAGCGCCCUCCACUCCGCCAGGCCCCUCGCCAACACUGUCAUCAGGCGCAGCACUGAGAAGCUGUACGGUCAGCAGGCCCACAUCGGCCGCGAGGCCCAGCACCGUGUGAUCUUCCUCAGGACCGGCCAGGACAAGUUCUUCUACGGCGUUGCUACUUCGGUUGCUGGCGCUGGUAUCGCUACCCUGCUCUUCGGCGCCACCCGCCUCGCUACUGGCAACGGCAAGAGGGAAGAGUAA
Messenger RNA from Acanthamoeba castellanii str. Neff, 243 nucleotides. RefSeq lists its product as uncharacterized. The coding region runs from base 1 to 243 and encodes 80 amino acids. The record is from RefSeq and is a predicted model, not a curated record. Lineage: Eukaryota; Discosea; Longamoebia; Acanthamoebidae. The transcript has 2 exons.